Molecule: messenger RNA, 6231 nt
Organism: Phycodurus eques (leafy seadragon)
Lineage: Eukaryota; Metazoa; Chordata; Actinopteri; Syngnathiformes; Syngnathidae
Gene: ccdc120a
Product: coiled-coil domain containing 120a
Exons: 10
Coding region: 254-1645 (463 amino acids)
Source: RefSeq, a predicted model, not a curated record
GAAGAGUACAGAAGAGGAGUAGGAGGAUGGCGAUGAAGAGGCGCAACGCAAUCGACCUGCGAUGAUCAGUGUCAACGAUCAAUCAUUAAAUGCACGUUGAUGUGAGGGACGAUCAGUCCUCUCGCGCGUGAUGGUGCUUGUGGACGGCGAGACGGACACGCGUGCAAGUGGUCAAGGUGAGAGUGGUUGCUUGGGCUGAACAAGAGUCAGUCAGUCAGGAAGGUGGUACGGAGUCACAUGGGACACACAAACUAUGGAGCUCAAAGGCCAGCUAAUCUCAGCACCUGCUCCUCUCACAUGUUGGGACAGAAAGCAAAAGGAGCAUAUGUUGGAGCUACAAGAGAGGAGGCGGAGCCUGCAGGCACUGCUCAGCACGCGAUUGGCUGAGCUGAGACGUGUGUGUCUGCAGGAGGCGGAGCUGACAGGUGCACUACCCAGUGACUUCCCCUUGUCAGCGGGGGAGAAACUCCCCUGUGUGAGGCGCAGAGGCGGGACGACCCGACAAGCAAACAGGAAGUCCAGAGCAGAGGAAGAAGAUGGUGCACGUGUGAGGACUAAAAAAACUUUAUUCAGCAGCACACGGAGAAAGCACAAUGACCGUGAACACAACACACAUGCACAACAUGGCAAAAUGACUGUGCACAGAGGCUGCCACACUGGUAACGCAUACGACACAGUGAGAUGGGAGAGCAGCUCCACAUCGGACUCUACUGGAAAUGACAACGAGUUUGUGCCUCAGAGUCGCCCCCUGUUGGUGCUUGCUGGUUCUCCAGUGGAGGUUUACUAUCACAACAAUCACAGGACGAGUUCAGUGUGUAACAGGUCUGAGCAUCCUGAGAGUCUUCAGAGCCACAGGCCUCUCCCCCAGCCUCCUGCCCAAUCUUGCUCCCAUGUCAGCUCACCGUCUGCAAUCUCUUCGAAGCCUGCGGCCAUGGUGGAGGGCAACAUGUGCGUGACAGCCCGUCCCAGUAACAGCUCUGAUAGUCUGGAGGAGCGUGCGGCUUCCACCGAGAAGGAACAGCAGGGUGGCAUGUGGGCAAACAGUGUCACGGGGUCCCAGGCGGUAAACACGAGGCUGGCUGCGGGGCAAGGGCGCAGCAACAGCGACCUUUUAUUGGACUACGUGUUGAGCAAACAGCGCCAGCAGUCACAGCCAAUCACCUCCCAGCAGCCCCAAGGAGUGCCGCCCAGCUACCAUAUCCACAUGGGCGAGCAGCGGCGCGUCAAAGUGACCCGCACCAAAUCCUGUGGCCCCUUCCUGCCUGUGCCACAGAUCCAGCCAGACCCCCACCCCCACCUUCUGCCCCCACAGCUGGCCGCCGCCCAGGAUGCACAUCUAGAGGACACUACCAGGAGCCUCCACAAGGCCCUUGCCCUGGAAGGUCUGAGGGAUUGGUACCUGAGGAACACCAUAGGCUCUUCCCACACUAAUCAGAGUGAUGGGAAGGUUAAAGGUCAGAUGGGAGGAGCUUUGCAGCGUCGACGGACGACUCACAGUGUCCUCACGCAGUCGGAGGUCGGGCCUCACACCCAUCAGCCUCUGCCUCACUCCGUCACCUUCCACGGCCACCCGCUACACAGCAGGUCUAUAGAUCCCCUCAGAGAACCAUCCUUAAAGCAAACAUCACCAGGAACUCUGGUCUGAAAAGUCUGUCAGUCGGCAGGCUACGAUCACGCAGAGAAUCAAAAUGGCUGUCCCACGAAGAUUGAAUGACAUGCUUCAGGAAGUAGCCGGCGGCUCCGAGCCUUCGCACGCCGGCACCUCAGUUUUUGCGUUUUGCCACGAGCUAGAUGUUGAGAAGGAAAGGACCAAAUGACAUUGAAGAAUCUUUCCUUCACUGACAAUGUGGAUGUCAUUGUUGGAUUAAAUCACUGACUCAGGCCAAUCUAAUAACAGUAACAUUAUGAACUUUUAUAUUCCAGCAAUACUAUAGCCAAGUGAGCGCAGCUUUCAAUGAACUAGACAAUCACAUUACACUGGGUUACAAAAAAAUAAUAAAAAUGUGUCCGUUGUCUCUGAGUCACUGAUGGUGUAGUGGUACAACGUACAUUGGCCUGACAGGUACAGGCAGUGAGGGUUCAGUUCCCACUCAGUGACUCUGUGAAUGUGAGUGCAAGCGGUUGUCCGUGUCCGUAUGUGCCCUGCGACUGACUGGUAACCAGCUCAGGGUGUAGUCUACCUUUUGCCCGAAGUCAGCUGGGAUAGGCUCCAGCACCCCGUGACCAUAAACAGUAUUGAGAAUGGAUGGAUGGAAGUUGUCGAUGUUUUUUUUUAACUGAUUUAGGACAAUUUUGUAUGGCAGUUGUUGCCAGUUUAUUAAACAAAUGUGACAAACUUCACUUACUGUAAAUUGAAUAAGAGACUGAUAAAAGUACGUACCGAUAAAUUGUGUUUCUUCGUCAUUGUUCUAACUUCAGAGCAUGAACAUCCAUUUAAUUGAGCCUCUAAAGUGAAAAUACCAGUACAUGUAAACAAAAUGUGGUCAUAGUUCUAAAAGUUGACCUGAUUGAGCAAAACCAUUGUGAUAUUUGGAUUCAGCCUAUCAGAAUUGUCCUAAAUCAGCUAAAAAAUGUGUAGACAAUGAAUUUGUUGUUGACCAGUGUUAUCAAUAGAUAAAUUGAUCCAGUGCAUGUUGACAUCAGGUGUAUUGAUUAAUGAUUGACUGUGUAUAGAUUUUACUUGAUAUCAGGUCACUUUGAUCCAAAUAACGCUGACACAUUCUACCAUCUUGUUUUUGAAACUUAUUUUCUGUUUUUAUUACCAUUCUGUUUAUGGAAUGUCUAAGCCUCGCCCACCUGCAAACUUCAGUGUGUUUGAUUGGCUUUAAAGACUGACAACAUGAUGCAGGUGGGUGGGUGGUAAUUACAGUAUUUUACAGUGGUGAGACGUCAGGGCCAGCAAGGCCUGCUCUGCUGACUUCAUCACUGUCAGAAGAUGUCAGGACUCAGGUUGUGAGUUGGACUCAGGCAGAAACGAGAGAGAGAGGGCAGUUUUUGAAUGACUGUUUAUUGUUGGAACGCUUGGUUGGAAGCAAACAAAAAGCGACUCCGAGAGCUAGAUCCAGGGUUGGCCGGGUUCCAAGGAGGACCAGUCUGGCAGAGUACGGGGGCUGGGUUGUCAAUGGGCAGAGGGAGGUGAGCACAGGUUUGCAGGGAGCAAAGGCAGAUAUCAGACUGUGGACAAAGAGCAAGAACGGGUUAGAGAUUUAAUCACAAGGUCUUCGAGAAGCAAAGGCGGAUAGUGUGGCUAGGCUACGAACUCGGCAUAGAGUGUUAGCCUGGUGACCAGUUGUUCUCCCACAUUGUCUUCAGAGUAGUCAUUCGUAAUUAGGAUGAUGAGACAGCAGCUGCCGGACUCCAACACGCCAAACCUGCAAAGCACUCAUGACACACACACACACACAGACACUCAAGGGCUGGCCUCAGGGUGGUGAAACAGCAGCCCUGACAGUAUCCCCCAUCCCACGGGCGCCACCAGGCGUAUGAGCCAAGCAACCGGGGAAAGCACGAUGGAAGUAGCGGACCAACGACUUUCUCAGGAUCAGCCACGCAGGGACCCAACUUUGCUCCUCCAGACCACAGCCCUUCCAGUCGACCAGGUAUUGGAGGCUGCGACCCCGGCGACGCACAUCUUCCUGUGACGGGAACAGCGGUGGUUGGUAGCUUAAGAAGCAUUGAAAAGGGGACAUGGCCAAGAAGGUGCUAGGCAGUGAAUUAUGGGCAUACUCAACACAGGCAAGAUGCGUGGUCCACGAAGCGGGAUGGGACUGGGACAUGCAAUGGAGUGCCUUCUCCAGCUGUUGGGUAGUGCGCUCACAUUGCCUGUUGGUCUGAGGAUGGUAACCAGAGGAUAGACUAACACCAAUACCAAGCGCUGUGCAAAACGCUCUUCAAACCUGCGAGGUGAAUUGGGGGUCCCUGUCAGAGACUAUGUAAGAAGGGAUGCCAUGUAGGUGGAAAACGUGCUGGACCAACAGGUCUGCGGUCUCUUUGGCAGAUGGUAGCUUGGGAAGUGCUAGGAAGUGUGCUGCUUUAGAAAAACUGUCCACCACAGUGAGCCACUCGGUGACUGCGGCUACCUUGGCUGAGUCCAUCUGAAGCUGUCCCUCAGCAAUGACGUAACCCAGCAAGGUGGACUUUGAAACAUGGAACUCACAUUUUUCUGCUUUGAUGAAGAGCUUGUUCUCAAGGAGUCUCUGAAGCACUUUGCAAACAUGUCGUUGUGAUCUGCCCUGUAACGGGAGAAAAUCGGAGGGAAAUCAGCCGUUUAGCGGCCUCCCUCCAGCGAACCGGGUGGUCAAAGAUUUUCUUCAUCUCCGCGGAGAAAGAGGAGUAUGAUGCGCAAACAGCCGACCGUCUCUCCCAGUGGCCCACGAAAGCGCUGUACCCCGGAGAAAGCCGAUGAGGUAGACAAUUUUAACAUUGUCGGUGGAGUAAGACUGAGGCUGAUGUUCAAACACAAGUGAGGACCGGACCAAAAAAGCGCGACAAGACCCAAGAUCACCAUCGUAAGCGGCAGGCGCAGGCUUAUACAGUUCACGCAUUACGUGGGUGAGGGGGGCAGUGGGACCCGUGGAUGCCACAACAGGUGGCUGUGCGCAAGUUUGGAGUGAGGCAAAUUGAUUUUGGAGGGACAUGAGGGCUUGUGAGAAAUCCCGGCCCUUUCCAAUCAGGAGGGUAAGGGCUUGGUCGUGUUGCUCCAAAAGCAUACUCUGUCCGGUAACUGUUUGGCGAAGGGGAUCUGUCUCUGCUGGGUGACUUGGGCAGACUAUGCUGUCAGGACUCAGGUUGCGAGUUGGACCCAGAUGCAGAGACGAGAGAGGGCAGUUCGUGAACGAAUGUUUUUUGUUGGAAUGCUUGGUCGGAAGCAAACAAAAAGGGACUCCGAGAGCUAGAUCCAGGGUUGGUAAGGUUCCAAGGAGGAGCAGUCUGGCAGGGUAGAGGGUCCGGGUUGUCAAUAGGCAGAGGGAGGUGAGCACAGGUUUGCAGGGAGCAAAGGCAUUUGGCAGACUGGGGACAAAGAGCAAGAAUGAGUUAGAGAUUUAAUCACAAGGUCUUCGGGAAGCAAAGGCGGAUAGUGUGGCUAGGCUACGAACUCGGCAUAGAACGUUGAUAGUCUGCCGAUGAGUUGGUGUCCCACAGCGUCUUAAGAGUAUUCAGUCGUAAUUAGGAUGAUGAGACAGCAGCUGCUAGACUCCCAACACACCAAACCUGCAAAGCACUCAUGACACACCCACACACACAAGGGCUGGACUCAGGGUGCUGAAACAGCAGUCCUGAUAGAAGAACUGACCUACAUUUGCAACCUGAAUUAUAUAUUUUGUUCCAUGAAACUGUGAAUUUAUUCCCAAUGGUCUAUUCUCUUCAUUUUAUAGUGUUUCUCUUGGCUGCACUGCUUCCAGUACUUGUCUGUAGAUGUUUGAUUUUUUUUUUUUUCUUUGGUCCAAUCAGACUUCAGCCUCUAUGUGCUGCCAUGUUAAUCAAAUCUGCCCAGGGGCUUCACAAUCCAAAGGGCUGUCUGAUGUAACAUAAACUAUAUUAGCAAUGGGGCUGUUUCUUUUACUAAUCAGAUUUCAAAAUCACCUCAGAUUGGUUGGUCGCAGCAAGCCAAGUUCAAUUAACAAAACUGAACACUUGAAUACAUUUAAUCAUCAGCAUUUCUGGUGAGUAUGGUGUAUUUUAUAUAUUUUUUUAAAUGUUUUUGUCAUGUUAUUAGAUAGGUAUUGACUCUGAUCUGCUCCAGAUGAUGCAUGUGGCACAGUUGGCGUACUUCUAUAUUUGUUUUUUGUAUAGUACUGAUGGUUUCUAUAAUUGCGAUGUGAUAAUGGUGGUAUUAAGAGGUUGGUUAAGUUGGGUAAGUCCUCACUGAAGGCCUCGAUCCCAAGUGCAUGACCCACCAAUGGUAUUUUAUGACUGAUCACUGUGACAUGAUUAGAUGUCAUUAGACCGCAGCCAAAUAUCCCAGCAUGCACUUGUUCUAACACUCUGCUCAAGUGGAAGAGGUGACAAAUGUAAAAAUUCUUCCUUAGCGAACAAACCAGCAGUGUCCAAAUGGACCAAUCAGGACUGGUGACGUCAUGGCUUUGUUUGCCAUGAUGGUGAUGCGUUCAGGUGAACUCUGUACAGUCUAACUUUUCAAAACAAAACAACAACCACAAAACUUUUUAAAAUCUUUUUGGGCUUAUUUGUACUUUUUCAAGCUUCACUACUGUUUGAUGAAAACACAUUUUA